This is a messenger RNA of Brachypodium distachyon (stiff brome), 1501 nucleotides long. RefSeq lists its product as uncharacterized. Bases 292 to 1245 code for a protein of 317 amino acids. The transcript has a single exon. The record is from RefSeq and is a predicted model, not a curated record. NCBI's taxonomy places the organism in Eukaryota, Viridiplantae, Streptophyta, Magnoliopsida, Poales, Poaceae.
CACCUUAAAUAAAUACACUUGCCACUUUUAAGUGUAGUAUAAAUAAAAAACCAACAUUCAAACACUCAAACCACACACACCACUGCACUGUCCACCACAAACACCAACCUCAACAAACAGCAAGGUCUCAUCAGAGCAUUCCGACACCAGAUCACCAAACGCGGGCACGUAAAUAAAGAGCAGAGCUCUGAGAGCCCAAGAGCAGAGAUCAAACCACCGCAAGGCGCAAGAGGACUUAACGAGGAAGAGGAAGAUCAAAGUCUGGGCAUUGUUGCAUUUGCGGUUGCGGCAAUGGGGAGCGCCAGCAGGAUCAUGAGGGCGGCGCUGCACGCCUUCUUCACGCACUACCACCCGGCGGCCUCGUCCGCGGCGCUCCUGGCGCUCCCCUUCUCCGCCGCCGCGCUCCUCUCGCGCUCGCCGCCCCCUUCGCUCCUCCUCCUCCCGGCGCUCUCCCGCCGCCUCCGCCGGGUCCUCGUCGCCGCGGGCUUCCCGCCGGCGUCGCAGCUCCUCUUCCUCCUCAACCACAAGCUCUCCCAGUCCGCAUUCUCCUUCCUCGCCACCCUCCCCUUCUCCCUCUCCUUCCUCCUCCUCUCCAAAUCCUGCGCCGUCCGCGCCCUGCAGCCGGCAAAGCACCACCAAAAUCAGCGCACCUCGAGCUACCCGGCCAUGGCGCGGACGCAGCUGGCCAACUACGCGGCGCUGCUGCUGGCCAACCUGGCUGUGUUCGCGGCGCUCCUGGCGGCGUUCAACGCGGCGGAGGCGCUAGGGCUGGGCGGCGGCGGCGCCGGCGAGGGGCGGGCGGCGCUCGCGCUCUCCGCCGCGGGCGUCAUCGUCUACUCCGUCGCGCUCGCCAACGCCGCCGCCGUCUGCAACCUGGCUACGGUCGUCGCCGCCGCCGAGCCCGGCCGGGACCGGGGCGGCUGCGGCGCCGUGCUCAGGGCAGCGCUGCUGCUGCUCGCGCGGGGCGGCGGAGCCGACGCCGCCACCGCAGUCGCCGUCGCGCUGCCGGCCAGCCUCGCCACCGCCGCCGUCGAGGGGCUCUUCCAGCUCAGGGUCAUGAGGCUGUACAUGGCCGACGGCAGGAUCACCUCGGCCAUGGUCUGCGAAGGGCUCUUGAUCGCCUACAUCCACUCCAUGAUCUGUGUCCUUGACACCGUCGUCACUUUCAUUGUCUACCAGACCUGCAAGGCCACCCAUUCUUGCCAUCUGCUGGACUUGGAAGAGAAAGGGGAUUUCAUAGCCUGAAUUUCCUCCGAAAUUUCAAUUCCAGUACUAGAUUUUAGAGCAGAAACUGCUCUUUGUUUUCUGAGUUUUUAGAUUUUAUCCUUGUGUCAAUUUCUGAUUCUGGGGGCAGAGAUGCUGUUAGUGUUAGGGAGUGCAUCAGGUCCAUCAGAUGGCUAAGUUGGAUCAAUCUGUAAGUAAUUGGAAAACCAGAAUCAAACUAUAAAAAGAUUUGGUACAAUAUGAUUAUAAUAUACGAUUCAGAAUCUGGUUAAACUAA